UAUUCUUACGUGUAUUCUGUACUGUAAUUCUUUAGGUUGGAUUUUUUGGUUUAUAUUUACGAUUUUCGAUCAGAAAAAUGGAAGAACUUUUAGAAGCUGCAAUUCUAGGAGGUGCAAAUGAUGCUGAAAUUGAAUUUUUAAUAUUAGAUAAUGUCCUAAUAAACAGAGACAAUAUAAUGGAGAAUGGUAAUAAUUUCACACUGGAUGAUUAUGCUGAUGAGGAUGUAAAGAAACAUUUUCGAUUUGAAAGGCAAGACAUUUUGCAAUUAGCCAACUUUUUAGGUAUACCAGACCCAGUACGAACCCAAAGAAGAGUAAAAGUAAAUAAUGUCACUGCUCUUUGCAUUUUGCUAAAAAGACUUGCAUAUCUUAAUCGCUUGAGAGAUAUUUCACCAAUGUUCAGUUUAUCCCCACAAUCAAUAUCUGAAGUUGUUCGAGCUACAACAGAUAUAAUUCUGGCAAAUAAUGGAAGAUUGUUAAAUAAUUUACAAGACCUACAAUGGUUGGAUAGAAAUAAAAUGACAUAUUACUCCCAGGCUGUUCAUGCAAAAGGUGGUGCUAUGCAAAACUGUUGGGGCUUUAUUGACGGCACUGCAAGACAAAUAUGCCGUCCAUCAGUGGAACAAGAAAAUUAUUAUUCAGGGCACAAAAGAUUCCAUUGCCUUAAAUACCAGUCUGUGCUGUGUCCAGAUGGGAUUAUUGUAAGCCUAAAAGGUGCAUUUCCAGGCCGAAGACACGAUGCUGGAAUAUUUCGGGAAUCAGGACUAUAUAAUGAGCUAGAGCAUGUAGCUAAUUUCAGUCCUGAUGAAAAAUUUUCUUUAUAUGGAGACCAAGCCUAUGGUUUAAUGGAUUUACUAAUAACACCAUACCAAGGCAGACCUACAACCGUAUCAACAGCAGUUUAACCAGUCAAUGAAAAGGUUGAGGGUAUCUGUUGAAUGGGGCUUCCAAAAAGUAGUAGGACAGUUCGCAUUCAUAGAUUUUAGAAAAAACCAGAAGCUUCUCAUGCAAGAUGUCGAGUCAAUGUAUAAAACAACAGUGCUAUUGACGAACUGUCAUACAUGUCUCUAUGGAAGCCAGACGGCAACAUAUUUUAAUAUUGUACCACCAAACAUAAAUGUAUAUUUUGGAAUUCAAUAAUA
Molecule: messenger RNA, 1142 nt
Organism: Sitophilus oryzae (rice weevil)
Lineage: Eukaryota; Metazoa; Arthropoda; Insecta; Coleoptera; Curculionidae
Product: protein ALP1-like
Exons: 3
Coding region: 78-905 (275 amino acids)
Source: RefSeq, a predicted model, not a curated record